Molecule: messenger RNA, 2019 nt
Organism: Mesoplodon densirostris (Blainville's beaked whale)
Lineage: Eukaryota; Metazoa; Chordata; Mammalia; Artiodactyla; Ziphiidae
Gene: LRIT3
Product: leucine rich repeat, Ig-like and transmembrane domains 3
Exons: 4
Coding region: 1-2019 (672 amino acids)
Molecular function (GO): protein binding
Source: RefSeq, a predicted model, not a curated record
AUGCGUCUCUUUGCAAGUCUGUGCAUCGCGCUAGGCUUUUUGGAAAGAGUGAGCUGUUUGUGUCCUUCACAGUGCACCUGUGGUUAUCAUGGCAGAAAUGACGGCAUGGGAUCAAGGUCUGUGCUAUGUAGUGACCUGGAUAUGAACGAGGUACCUACAAACUUCCCCUUGGACACUGUGAAGCUUCGCAUAGAGAAGACCGUUGUCCGUAGGAUCCCCGCCGAGGCCUUCUACUACCUGGUGGAGCUCCAGUACCUCUGGUUGACCUAUAAUUCUGUGGCCAGCCUUGACACCAGCAGCUUUUACAACCUAAAGCAGCUGCAUGAGUUGCGCUUGGAUGGAAAUUCUCUGGCUGCUUUCCCUUGGACAUCUCUGAGGGACAUGCCUCGUCUGAGGACCCUGGAUUUGCACAAUAACAGAAUAACCAGUGUGCCAAACGAGGCGGUCGCGUAUCUGAAGAACCUUGCCUACUUGGAUUUAUCAAGCAAUAGAUUAACCACACUGCCGCCAGAUUUCCUGGAGAGCUGGUCCCACUUAAUUACAACAUCAUCCAGAAGGCUGGACAUUUCAGCAAGAAGAAUUAUUCUUGGCCUGCAGGACAACCCAUGGUUCUGUGACUGUCACAUUUCCAAAAUAAUGGCAUUGUCAAAAGUCGCUGACCCUGUGGUAGUACUUCUUGAUCCACUGAUGGUUUGUAGUGAACCGGAACGCCUCACAGGGAUUUCAUUUCAGCGGGCGGAGCUGGAGAAGUGUCUGAAGCCAUCAGUGAUGACCUCGGCCACCCAGAUCACAUCUGCUCUGGGCAGUAAUGUUCUGCUGCGGUGUGAUACCACUGGCUACCCUACCCCGCAGCUCACCUGGACCAGACCAGACAGCUCGCCAGUUAAUUAUACAGUAAUUCAGGAAUCUCCAGGGGAGGGAGUCAGAUGGUCCAUAAUAAGCUUGACAGGCAUUUCUUACAUGGAUGCUGGGGAUUACAAAUGUAAGGCCAAAAAUUUGGCUGGGAUGUCAGAAGCUGUGGUUACUGUGACAGUGGUUGGUGUUGUCAUGACCACCGUGUCAUCAGAAACUUCUGAAAGAAGAACUGGGGAUCACCCUGAGCAAGAGGUCCAGCUGGGAUCUAGAACAUCUGCAACUCUACCUGGUUCAUCAUCGUCUCCCUGGCCUUAUUCCUCCUCUUCUUCCUUCCCAGCUUCUUCCACUUUUCCUCCUACUUCUACUUCAUCCCCUCCCUCCACUGCUUCCUUCUCCUUAUCUCCUUUCUUCUCCUCCAUUGUUUCUUCAGCCACAACUCCAAGCACUAGAAUAUCUACAAGCACUACCAUGGCCAGCCGUCAGUCACUCCACCCAGAUGGGAAAAGAAAUGUCAAGGUGGAGAUGAGUAGCGGUAAGCUUCCCCCGGCUAGUGCAAGUAAAAGAGAAGAGUUGGCAUUGUUGGAUCAAGCCCUGCCGAUGGAAACGAAUGCCACAAUAGAAAAUCUCCAGGUAGUCAGCGAAACCGAUGAAAGCGUGAUCUUGAUGUGGAACACCAUUAACACCACGCAGAAUUUGGAAGUGACUGUGUUGUAUUCCAAGUAUGGUGAGAAGGACCUGCUACUGCUUAAUGCAGACUCCAGCAAGAACCAAGUCACCAUAAGUGGCUUGUUGCCUGGUUGGCAAUAUAUAGCAUGUGUCUGUCCAAAAGGAAUGCCUCCCCAGAAAGACCAAUGUAUCACCUUUUCUACUGACAGAGUUGAAGAAGAAGGUGAUUCUCAAGGGUCUUUCCUUAUGGUGGUGAGUGGUGCUGCCUGUGUUGUUGUCUUGCCAUUGAUUUUUUUCCUGUUGUACAAAGUUUGCAAACUUCAGUGUAAGUCAGACUCCCUCUGGGAAGAUGAUUUGGCGAAAGAGACUUAUAUCCAAUUUGAAACGCUGUCCCCCAGGUCUCAAAGUGUAGGGGAACUUUGGACGCGAAGGCCCAGAGACGAUUCAGAAAAAUUGCUGCUUUGCUCUAGGUCAAGCGUGGAAUCUCAUGACUUUUAA